Messenger RNA from Echinococcus granulosus, 2001 nucleotides. RefSeq names its product Sodium-dependent serotonin transporter. The coding region runs from base 1 to 2001 and encodes 666 amino acids. The transcript has 13 exons. Gene Ontology annotation, molecular function: serotonin:sodium:chloride symporter activity; serotonin binding. Gene Ontology annotation, biological process: serotonin uptake; sodium ion transmembrane transport. The record is from RefSeq and is a predicted model, not a curated record. Gene Ontology annotation, cellular component: membrane; neuron projection. NCBI's taxonomy places the organism in Eukaryota, Metazoa, Platyhelminthes, Cestoda, Cyclophyllidea, Taeniidae.
AUGCAACAAAUAACCAUCGACGGUGCCAAGAUUAAAAGUGAAGUUUUGGAAAGUGGCAGGAAUGCUGUAGAUGUGGUUGUGGAAGACAAGUCUUUAAAGUCGUGCAAUCUGCAGGAUCCGACGCCAUCGCUGGUGGAAGCCGUGGUGGUAGAGACAGCAGAGGCAGGUGUUACGAAAGUCGAGCGAAAACGAGAGAAAUGGGACACAAAAGUUGACUUUCUCCUUUCUGUGAUUGGAUUCGCCGUGGAUUUAGGGAAUAUAUGGCGGUUUCCCUAUAUUUGUUAUCAAAAUGGUGGAGGUGCAUUUCUGAUACCUUACUUGCUGAUGUAUAUCUUUGGCGGACUGCCACUGUUCUACUUGGAGCUGGCUCUUGGACAAUUCCAACGUAGUGGAUGCAUUUCUGUGUGGAGUCGAAUCUGUCCCUUCUUUACUGGUCUGGGCUAUGGGAUUUGCAUAAUUGCGAGCUACACCGCGUGGUACUACAACACUGUCAUUUCCUGGGCUCUCUUCUACAUGUUUGAUUCAAUGCGCCUGCGUCUUCCUUGGGACAGUUGCGAUAAUUGGUGGAACACACCCAAGACCUGUAUCACUGUCUACCAGAAGUUAGUCACUGGAGCUAAUAGCUCAGGCAUUGCCGAUAGUGACGCUUCCAAUACUCUGCAUGCUGUCAAUACCACUGGUUACUACUCGUCAACUGAACAGUACUUCUACAAUCGUGUGUUACAAAUACAGUUUUCUGACGGAUUUAACAAAUUGGGCACGAUCAGAUGGGAAGUGGCACUUUGCCUACUGGCUGUUUUUACUCUCGUCUACUUUGCUCUGUGGAAGGGAGUUAAAAGCAGCGGAAAGGCCGUGUGGAUAACAGCGACUCUGCCCUACGUGAUUCUCUUCAUCCUACUUAUUCGUGGUCUCACGCUGAGGGGCUCCCUCAUGGGCAUACAGUACUACCUCCUGCCCGACUUUGGACGGCUCAAGUCAAUUGAGGUUUGGAAUGCUGCUGCAUCACAGAUUUUCUUUUCUCUUGGACCCGGAUUCGGCGUCCUCCUGGCACUAGCUAGUUACAACCGAUUCCGGAAUAACUGCUAUUACGAUGCAAUGCUAACCAGUGCAAUCAACUGUGGGACCAGUUUUCUGUCCGGUUUCGUAGUCUUCUCCGUGCUCGGUCACAUGUGUUAUCGUAUGAAUAGAACCAUGGAUACAGUCGCCAAUGAAGGUCCAAGCCUUGUCUUUAUCGCCUACCCCGAAGCUAUUGCAACUUUGCCCGGCUCAACCUUUUGGGCCAUCAUCUUCAUGCUGAUGCUCAUCACCCUCGGCCUCGACAGUACUUUUGGUGGGCUGGAGGCGAUAAUCACGGCCCUGUUGGAUCGUUGGCCAAAGCUGCGUAAACGAAGAGAGAUUGUCGUGUUAAUCAUGAUCAUCUAUUGCUAUGUGGGAGCUCUUCCCACCACAACAAAUGGUGGAUAUUACAUUCUGACAUUGUUUGACACAUAUGGCGCACCCUUUUCAAUCCUCUUCAUUGUCUUCUGUGAAUGCGUGGCACUAUGCUGGUGCUAUGGUGUAGGGCGAUUUACGCGAGAUAUAGAAUCGAUGCUGGGCUUUAAACCGGGCUGGUUCUGGCGGAUUUGUUGGGCUGUCAUCAGUCCCGCCUUCAUGCUUGGCAUCUUCAUUCUCAACAUCACCUUCUUCCGCCCACCUGAGAUCACCGUGAUGGGCAAGACGGUGCGGGCGGACACGUGGGUACAUGUCGUCUCGUGGAUGCUGGUAUUUUCUUCCCUAGUCACCAUCCCCAUCUUCGCUGUCGUUACUUUCUGCAAUGCACGUGGCUCCUUCAAGGAGCGUUUGAAAUCACUUUUCACGCCUGGAAUACGACCUUCCUUCUCCGACUUUCACGUCCAUCCCAACAGCCAUAAGAAACAGGAAAUAAAAGACAAAAAUGAGGAGCAGGUGGCAAAGUCAGCGGAGGCAGUCGAUGAUACACAGUCCGAAGGAGACGAGGGAUAG